Messenger RNA from Topomyia yanbarensis, 755 nucleotides. RefSeq names its product dnaJ homolog subfamily C member 24-like. The coding region runs from base 178 to 657 and encodes 159 amino acids. Gene Ontology annotation, molecular function: ATPase activator activity; ferrous iron binding. Gene Ontology annotation, biological process: positive regulation of ATP-dependent activity. The record is from RefSeq and is a predicted model, not a curated record. Lineage: Eukaryota; Metazoa; Arthropoda; Insecta; Diptera; Culicidae. The transcript is spliced from 2 exons.
GAUACGAGCAAGAAGUAAACAAUCGACGCAGCGAGGGUCGCAGAAAAAAUAGCACCAUGUGUUGCAGGUAAAACUACACAACCAAAGGACAUUUAUGACUAUUUGUUCGAAUCUUCAAUUGUCGAUCUUUGUAUUACCAGAGUUAAAACAUCGCAAAUUCGCCCACUGAGUACAAUCAUGUCACGGUCACCACAAGCAGAAUCCAUCUCGCAACAAGCAUCGUCAACGGAAAUGUCGCACUACCAGGUGCUUCAAGUUGCACCGAAUGCGUCACUCGAAGAAAUUCGCAAAGCGUACCAGUCUUUAGCGCUUCGAUUGCAUCCAGAUAAGGCACGGCACGCCGACGACACCAUCGAUGAGGAAGGAGUCAUCGUUGAUUUCGUCCGCAUCGACGAAGCGUGGAAGGUGCUUAGAGAUGUUGAAUCCAGACGGGUUUACGAUGCCGAACUUAUGCAGCACACAUGCCGGGAGGAAUAUUUCGUCAACGAAAUUCUUACCGAAAAAGAUUUUACGUAUGAUCCUACAGAAGGCUAUCGCUAUCAUACGUGCCGGUGUGGCGGUCUGUAUAUACUGCCAGAGGAGGAACUCGCCAGUGAGGAAAGUUGUUACCUUUCCUGUGACGAGUGCUCACUGGUGGUGCAGGUGGAUGUUGUUUGAGUGGGAGUUAUAAAAUUGUUGGUUGAACCAUUGGUCAAUGGUUAUACAACAAAGAAUGACAAAAUAAUUUUAUUUACUAUGGUACCUAUAAAAGCAUA